AUGGCAAACUUCGGAGCCGUUACUCUCUUCCCGUACCUGCUUCCCAAGACAACAAAGGGAGACGACAUCCUUACCGAUGUCUCUUAUCUUCAAGGCGAUUUACCAGAUUCCUCAGGCCCUUCUGGUCCGUCUAGUGAUGUCAACCUGGAUAACACGACCUGUAUCGUUGGCAUGGCAUGUCAUCUCCCUGGAGGAGUUACGUCACCAUCGGGGCUAUGGGACUACUUGUACAACAAGAAGUCUGCCCAAUGCAAGGUUCCCCUGCAGCGCUACAAUAUUGAAGGCUUCUAUGGAAAGGACAACACAAGAGCAGGUAUGAUGAAUGUGGAUGGUGGAUAUUUCUUACAUGAGGAUGUUCGCGAGUUUGACCCCUCGUUCUUCGGUAUCAACAACCUGGAGGCAUCUUACAUGGACCCUCAGCAGCGAAAACUACUCGAAAUAGUCUAUGAGUGCUUGGAAGAUGCAGGAGAGACUAUGGAAGAUGUUGCCGGCUCUAACACGGCCGUUUACGUUGGGAACUUUACCGUGGACUACAACAUAAUGCAGUCUAAGGACAGUGACUAUGUUCACCGUCUAGCUGCUACUGGUAGCGGAACAUCUAUCAUGUCCAACCGCAUUAGCCACGUAUUCGACUUGCACGGCCCAAGCUUUACUCUUGACACUGCCUGCUCGUCUACGAUCUACGCUCUCCACCAAGCUGUGACUGCGAUAAAGAAUGGUGACUGCGACGCGGCUAUCGUUGCAGGUGCCAAUCUCAUCACUUCUCCUGAGCAGCACUUUGGAACCGCCAAGGGCGGAUUUCUUUCGCCCACAUCGGCUUGCCAUACAUUCGAUAUCUCUGCGGACGGGUAUGCUCGUGCGGAGGCGCUCAACGCCAUUUAUAUCAAGAGACUGUCCUCGGCUCUUAAGAAUGAGCAUAAAAUUCAUGCUGUCAUUCGGGGGACUGCUAUCAACUCAAAUGGUAGAACUUCUGGUAUCACCCUACCAGAUGCUAAGAUGCAGGAGGCUGUGAUUAGGAAGGCAUAUCAAAACGCGAAUCUCUCGUUCGCUGACACCGACUACGUCGAAUGUCAUGGCACCGGUACCCCGGUUGGUGACCCUAUCGAGGUUGACGGUGUUGCCGCCUGCUUCGCAAAUCGUGCCGGUGAGCCGUUGAGGAUUGGUUCUGUCAAGACCAAUAUGGGCCACGGUGAGGCUGCUAGCGGUUUGACCUCCGUGAUCAAAGUUGCUCUUGCUUUCGAAAACGGUAUAAUUCCACCUACCUAUGGUGUCAAGGAGUUCAACCCUAAAUUGAAGCUCAAAGAGCGAAACAUGAAAGUUGUGUGCGACAAUGAGCCCUGGCCAAGAUCCCUGCAACGUGCCAGCGUUAACUCAUUUGGUUAUGGUGGUGCAAAUGGUCAUGUAAUUCUAGAGUCUAUCCAAAGCUACUUGAACGAUGCGUUAGCUUCUCCAACUCUUGCCGCGAUUGUGACCAACGAAGAGGUAAAGGAUGAGUUGCUAAUCCUUCCAUUUUCUGCCUCAUCGGUCAAAUCACUGGAAUCUCGCCGGGAACAAGUUCGCGAACUUGUCCGGGGCACUCAGGAUGCAAAGACGCUCGCUGCGAUAGCUGCAGCUUUGAACAAAAAACAAGCACGGUUGCGACUUCGUGACUACGUUCUUGCAUCUGCCGGACCUGCCCCAGCCUUGGUCGAGAUGGCUGAGGUUGGUGACAAGGCUACACCUGGUAGCAAUCCGCUCCCCUUGGCCUUUGUAUUUACAGGUCAGGGCGCACAGUAUGCUAAUAUGGGCAAGGGACUUCUUGAAAAAGACGCAGGUUUUAGAAAGACCAUUCGAGAGCUCGACAUUGUGUUAGCUUCUUUACCUGCUGGGCAAAAACCAGAUUGGACUUUAGAGCAGACUCUUCUUGACGACCCUGCUGCUAGCAAGAUUAACGAUGUUACCCGCAGUCAGCCCAUAUGUACUGCUGUCCAAAUUGCGCUGGUUGAUCUUUUACGCAGCUGGGGGGUAUGCCCAUCUGCCGUAAUUGGUCACUCCUCAGGCGAGAUUGCCGCCUCCUACAGUGCAGGCCUUCUUAGUUCUUCUCAAGCAAUGCUGGCUGCCUACUUUAGAGGCUUUGCUGUGGGCCAGUUGCAAUCUCGCGGCACGAUGAUGGCUGCUGGCAUCACACCCGAUGCUGCCAAUACUAUGAUUCAAGAACUCGGAUUGAAGGAAGUGCGGGUCGCUUGUGUUAACUCCCCUGAAAGUAUUACUUUGAGUGGUGCAUCUCAUGAUAUAGAUGUUCUUCUGGUUGAGCUACAGAGUCAGAGCAAGUUUGCACGCAAGCUUGAAACUGGUAAUCGCGCUUACCACUCCCAUAUGAUGGCCGAGAUUGGCGACUUGUAUGAGUCACUGGUUGCUCCUCACUUCUCUGAAAUGCCCAGUGCAACUGCAUCAUAUGCCAAAAUGUUCUCUACCGUUGGUGGCUUUUCUGAAGUGCAUGAAGUUGUCGAACCUGGAACCAGAAUGGCAUCUUACUUCCGCCAGAACCUUGAACAGCCUGUUCAAUUCAGCAGUAGCUUGUUCAAAAUGAUCACUGCCAACAAGUAUCAUUUGGUGGAGCUUGGUCCCCACUCUGCUCUCAAGGGUCCUAUUCAGCAGAUUCGAACCGCCGCAAAACGCGACAAGGAAGCCGUGCCAUACUCCCCGACGCUAGUUAGAAAAGAAAACUCAUAUGUAUGCCUGAAGAAGCUUGCAGGAACUCUGUAUAGCUAUGGCCAUAAGUUGAAUUUCGAGAUAGUAAACAAUCUGCCGAGAUCAGUUGGAAGCCUAUUUAACCCCAGCCUCCCGACCUAUCCCUGGGAUUAUUCAAAGGGACUCCUGUGGCAUGAACCGCGCGGUAGCAUUGAGUAUCGUCUUCGAAAGUAUCCUCGUCACGAGCUCCUAGGCUCAAGGGUCAUGGCUGGUAACGAAAUUGAGUUCUGCUGGCGCAACAUUCCGAAGAUGUCAGAGCUAGCAUGGGUUCGUGACCACGUGCUGGGGGAGUCGCAGGUCGUCCUUCCCGGAGCUGCGUACAUGGCUAUUGCUAUCGAGGCACUCUCACAGGCUCUAGACUUCAAAUACGAGCUUGUGAAGGGUGAAGCGUACUGUUUUGAAUUCCAAAAUGUCAACAUUAGUGCCGCCUUUGUUGUGCCCGACGAGAAGGAUCCCAAUGCUGAAAAGACGGAGCUGCAUACGGUCAUGAAUGCUCGAAAGAUCUCCACCGCCAACAAAUCAGAGAAGUGGUAUGACUUCUCAAUUUCUUCCUGGGUUUCUGGAGUUGUCACCCUACAUUGUAUGGGAAGCAUCCGUGUCGUUAAGUCAGUCAUGGGACCAAAUGAUGGCACCGUUGAAAUAACCCCAAAAGGAUAUGAAAAGUGGCCAAUGGGACGCUGGUACACCAAGGCCAAAGAAGAGGGUCUCAGCUUCGGGCCGCACUUUCAAUCUUUGACCGGGCUAUAUACAGAUGGCAAUCGGACCUCUACGGAUUCUAUCGGUCUUACUGUUUUGGAUCCUCCAUCGGCAGCCUCUACUGACAUCUUUUAUGCUAUACACCCCAUAACCAUUGACGCCUGCUUCCAAGCUGCCAUAUUCGGCGGGACAGCUGGUAAUGUCAGUACGUUGCGAGCUUUCGUCCCAACAUUUCUGACCAACUGCCAUAUUCAGCUUCCCAAGGGCGGUGCUGCAGCCUUUGGUAGCAAAGAGGUAAAGAUACACUGCCGCAUGGAACGAACAGGCUUUUCUAGCCGUGCGGUUUCUUUCACACUUCGUUCGCCCGAUGGCACCCCUGUCAUCGACAUGCCACAUAUGCGUAUGAAUGCUUACAGCGGAAAACCCCCAGUGGCACCAGAAACUAGCAUCUAUCUCCAGCGUCAACCCUGUCUUCGUAUCAAAUGGAAGCCCGAUGUUCUGCGCCUCCGACCAGGUUCCGAGGCUGCUCUGAACGAGUACAUUACCAAUUUUGCGUCCAACCAGUCAGAAGACAUGAAGGAUAAUGGAACACUAGUCGUUUUUGCAGCAAUUUUAGACCUUCUAGGUCAUAAAUUUCCUCGCAUGAAUGUCUUAGAGCUUGGCCAAGAGCGUCAGUGGUCGGCUAAGGAUACCCUGUCCAUUCUUGGGAAAGACACGGCCUUCCCUCGUUGCAAGUCAUGGACUGAUGGUACAGUGAGCGAAAAUGGGAAAAUCACUAUCGAGGAUUCCAAAUGCUCGGAAGGGUUUGAUAUCCUUCUUGUUCCGCACCACUCUACGUCCAGAAAACUCUGGGUUAACGGACCGGACGAACUCAGUAUGCUAGUCUCCGACAACGCUGUCAUCGUUACACGGAAAAGCGAAAAAGCUAUUCUUCAAAUGAAGGAAGCUGGCUUUACCACCGUGGAACUCCCCAAUGAUUCUCUCCUGGGCAUUCGCGGUCCUAAAGAAACAGGAGUGGAGGGUAAAUCUGUGGUUUUUGUCAAGCCAAAUAAUUCUUCAUCCGUCAUUGACUCUCUAGAAGACUCCAUAGCAGCGAAUUUGUACAGUAUGGGUGCCAGUCAGCUGAAAAGCAUUUCCCUCGGCGAUAUUGGAGAGGUUGAGUUCAACGAGCAAGUUGUAGUCGUGUCUCUGCUUGAACUGGAGCACGAGUUCCUAGCCACUGUUAGCAGUGAUGACAUGGACCGCUUCCGCAAGAUUACUGACAAUGUGACAAAGCUAUUGUGGCUCACUGGAGCUAACAUGCUUUCUGCCCCUAACCCAGACCUCACCCUGGCUAGUGGCCUCUCACGAGCUCUCAUGCUUGAGCAGCCCGCUCUGCGGUACAUUAUCCUGGAUAUUGGAGCCGAUAUCACCAAUCCAGAACUAGUGACUGCGAUCUGUGAUAAUGUAUCGGCCGCCUUGACCUUCCGGUAUGCGACUGAUGACAGUGAAUUCAUUCAGAAAGGCGGUAUGCUGUACACGAGUCGCUUCAUCCCUGAUGUGGAGCUAAAUUCCUUAUUCCGGCAACGUAUGGGCACCGAGGACAUGAAGUCAAUCCCUUUCAAAGACCUUGGCCUCGCAAAGUUGUCUGUCGGACAGGUUGGAAUGACAGAUACUAUCCACUUCCAGCAAAUUUCCGAGCGACAAAGCUCACCUCCGGCUGGCUUUGUGGACGUCGAUCUUCGGUCCGUUGGCCUCAAUGCUAAAGAUGUCUAUGCAAUCAACGGCCGCGCUGACACUAGGGACUGUACCCUCGCCCUGGACUUUGGUGGUGUCAUCAAGGCUACUGGGCCAGACGUCUCUCACUUAAAGAAGGGGGACCGUGUUGUUGUUUUCGUUCCAAACCACUUUAAGACUACAGAGCGUGUCAGAGUCGAAACCGUACACAAGCUACUCCCCGAUGAGGACAUCAAUGUUUUGCCUACCUUACUGGUUGUUAACGUCACUGCACUCGUUUGCCUCAGAGACCGUGCACAUCUUCGUCCCGGUGAGUCUGUACUUAUUCACUCGGGAGCCGGUGCAUUUGGUCUCGCGGCCAUCAACCUUGCUAAGCUUAUGGGCGCUACCGUCUAUACCACCGUCGGAUCGCAAUCAAAACGUGAUUAUCUUACGUGGGAAAUGGGAAUUCCUGCUGAAAACAUCUUCAACUCCCGUGAUGAUUCCUUCGUGGAUGGCAUCAUGAAAGCUACGGGUGGUAAAGGCAUCAAUGUCAUUAUCAAUUCUCUCGUUGGAGACUUAAUGCAUGCUUCUUGGGCCUGUAUCGCUCCGUUUGGUCGAUUUGUUGAAAUUGGAAAGCGUGAGCUUAUUGAUGCAGGAAGCCUUGACAUGCACAAGUUCCUACAGGGCUCUACCUUCAGUGCGUUUGACUUGUCUGAAUUCUUCUAUGCAGAUGACCCUUACUACCAGCGGGUCGUAUAUGAUUACACGACUGAAGUGAUUGAGAUGUAUCGUGCUGGCAAGAUCAAGGCCUCACCCGUUGCAACUUUCGAUGUCUCGGAGAUUGGGCAGGCUUACCGUUACUUCAAUAACAAGGACCGUGUUGGCAAAGUAGUUAUUUCGAUGGCAAAUCCCGACAGUAAAGUCCCCGUUGCUCCGCCGACCUAUCAGUCCGUCUUCUCUCCCGAGAAGACUUAUCUGCUUGUCGGUUGCCUUGGUGGCCUUGGUCGUAGUCUCAGUCGUUGGAUGAUGACUCGCGGUGCCCGAAAGUUUUGCUUCCUUGGACGUUCUGGAAUCGACAAGCCAAGUGCUGCGGAGCUUGUCAAUCGUCUCCGAGAUGCAGGUGCACAUGUAACAGUCGUUCGUGGUGACGUUUCCAAUGAGGAUCAAGUCAAAGAAGCGGUUGCCGCUUGUGUCAAAGAAGGCCCGAUCGGAGGUGUCGUACAGGCUGCUAUGGGUCUUAGUGAAGCCCUAUUUACGGUUAUGUCUAAUAAAGCCUGGCACACGGGAAUUCAACCCAAGUGGAAAGGGUCGUGGAAUUUACACAACGCCUUAGAAGGUCAUGACCAAGCCCUCGACUUUUUCCUCUUGACAUCUUCCAUCUCUGGAAGCUGUGGCACUGCCACAGAGAGCAACUAUUGCUCUGCCAACGGUUUCCUGGAUGGGUUUGCCCGGUGGCGCCGCUCUCGAGGCAAACCUGCUGUUUCAGUCGGUCUGGGCAUGAUUUCUGAAGUCGGCUAUCUCCAUGAGAAUCCUGAGAUUGAGGCAAUGCUACUCCGUAAGGGUAUUCAACCACUCAAUGAAGAAGAAUUCCUUCAGGUGCUUGAUUAUGGUAUUUCUGGUCCCGGCGGUGACGCCGAGUUUGCCAGUGGAAAACGUAUGGGCAGCGAACUUGCCCAUAUUCUUACAGGUCUCGAGUCUUAUGGUGUUCGCAAGUUGAUGGCUCAGGGCUUCGAGGUGAACAAUGGCGUGAUGGACGAGUCUCGUACAUCCAUCUUAGCCGCAUCUCUGCUAGCCGAAAAAGAUGAAAAGGCAGAAGAACAAGGUGGCAAUAGUGGUUCUAUCGAGGCUGCUGCUGAGUGGUAUACAGCAUUACCUGCGAGCGCUGCGCAAAUUUUCACAUCCGAAGCCAGCUUGCCCACAAUGUUGGAUGCUAUUUUGCGCCUGACCAAAAAACGAUUUAGCAACCUAAUCUUGAUGCAGCUUGAUGCUGUUGAUGAACGUGCACCACUCCCAUCUUUCGGUGUUGACAGUAUGCUCGCUGCUGAAUUUCGAACUUGGUUUUUCAAUACGUUCAAGGUUGAUAUUCCUUUCCUCGACAUUAUUAGCUCACAGAAAUGUCUUUACAAUCUUGCAGAGUUUGUCGAUGAGAAGUUGGUUGCAAGCUUGGCAAAUUAG
Molecule: messenger RNA, 7299 nt
Organism: Talaromyces stipitatus ATCC 10500
Lineage: Eukaryota; Fungi; Ascomycota; Eurotiomycetes; Eurotiales; Trichocomaceae
Product: polyketide synthase, putative
Exons: 6
Coding region: 1-7299 (2432 amino acids)
Biological process (GO): fatty acid biosynthetic process; secondary metabolite biosynthetic process
Molecular function (GO): fatty acid synthase activity; 3-oxoacyl-[acyl-carrier-protein] synthase activity; oxidoreductase activity
Source: RefSeq, a predicted model, not a curated record